AGCUGCCGUAAACUUGCAAUAGCGGAAGGGGGCAACACGCUCCAGUCCACAAACCUCCGACAUCGGAACCUUGUCUCGGAGACCGACGGUCAGUUUACAGGCUCCCAGACGUGGCCGCUGGACUAUGGUUUUAGAUUUACUGCGGAUUAGAGAGCAUGUGUUUCUCGACGAUCACAUUACUUCCGCCGAGUAUGAACUUUCGUCAGCUCUAAGCGCGUUGGUACCCAUUAAUAUGUUCCACCAGAUGUCUGGGAUCUGUUUGACUUGUGGUUGGUGUACAUUGUUGUGUAUUGACCGGACCAAGUGAUGGCUGUAAGAUUGGUAUUUCGUGUUGCAGACAGUUUCACUACCCGUGCUGAUACAUAUUUGAUGAAACUGUGCUGUAGAGAUUGACACAACCGUGUACCCACAUGUACUAAAUGUUUGGGAAAAAACGAGUGAUAACAACAAACAAUUCUUCAUUUCUGUAGAAAAUUAAAGUUACAGGUUUUGGUAAAAAACACUUUUUGAAAGUGAUAUUUUCAAGAGAUAACAUGCUUUGUUGGUACAAUUAACACCCUUUCGUUCGUAUAGAGAACAUUGAUAUGUGUUUCUGGCGUCCGGAAGUCUGUUUGGAUACAAGUACUACAGAAUGACCAUCGAUGUGUAUCGAGCCGUAUCCAUCAUCCCAUCAUCAGCUAGCGUUUGUCUUGUCACUGCACGCUUUGUCUGAAAAAACCAAUAUUGACAACUAGAGAGGAAAUGGAUCAUAUCUAAUUAAACCGGAGACGUCCAGUGGAUGUAGAAAGUGAUGUAGAACUCAUGUCUGACUGUACCUGUCGUAAACUAGCAGGACAGCAUUUCAAUACAAUAAUCAUGAAAUGUUGCGAAUUACCACGGAUUUUGUGUUUAUAGAUGGGAGAAGAAGGUGUUAUGGUAAGAGGUCUAAGUGGAAUGCUUGAGUGCAGCUUGUAACAUUAAAAUUGGUAAGUGCUACCUCGAAAUACAUCCAAGUGGUCGGCAAACACUGCAGAACCACUCGUAUACCACUGGCGGGGGAGGGCAACGUACGACUCCUGCUAGAAAAUAACCCAAAGAUAUCUGCUUCCUUGUGCCCCGACGCCAGAGAAUGUGAACUAUACACUGUCUACACGUAGCAUAUUAAACAUCACAAUUGAUAGAACGUGCUAGGAGUGAUGCACGUGGGGAGACGUACCUACUGUGAAGUGUUUCGGCGUUUGUUUUUGUUUACACAGUAACUGAAAGGCUGACUACAGCAACUAGUGUGUACGGCGGGUCUGUGGCAGUCGUUAUUGGAGAUUGGUAUGUCCCCGAGUAGCACUUGGAUUGGAUAACUGUGUUCCAUGCUAAUGCGUAGGGAUGAAGAAUGACUGAUAUGAAGAAGAUUCGAUUUUGGUGGAUAUUCCGUCGAGGUAAGAAGAAAUAUCUCGUGCCAUCCACGGUGUGUGUCUGUGGGGUCAGUACCAUUGUGUUUGUUGCCAUUUUGAACGUUUUUUCUGCCGUAACCAGGUCCUAUAACGGUCCACCCCACAGUAGUGUCAACACUACACGCUUUGUGACGAGCGUCCGGAAAAUGACCGGGCCUCACGUUCGCCCCACUCAGAUAAAACGAGAAACGUCAAAUGUGAUUCUAGACAUCGAUGAAGGACCGGAAGCUGCGUACAUGAUCCAUGAUUUCUCCGACACAGACAGAAAUGCACCAAGUGGACAUAUACCAGAAUCGGAUACAUUUUACGUUGACGAUUACGACAAAAUUGACGAAAAUGCUCAAAAGCCGCACGAACGAAGUAAGCUUCAAAAGAUCUCAAAAGUGGCCGCUAAGAGGCUUCCUAAAGCCCUAAUUAUUGGCGUGAGAAGGUGUGGGACACGGGCACUUUUAACAUUUCUAAGAGUUCACCCGGAUAUACGAGCACCAGGACCGGAAGUUCAUUUCUUCGACAAACACUAUCAUAAAGGACUGGAGUGGUACAGAAAACAAAUGCCAACGACACUUAGCAGCCAGUUGACCAUAGAAAAAACACCUAGUUAUUACGUCAUCAAAGGUGUCCCGGAAAAGGUUCACCGAAUGGCCAAACAUAUAAAACUUAUAGUUGUUGUUCGAGACCCUGUCUCUCGGGCGUUAUCGGACUAUGUACAGUUGGCAUCCAAACAUUCCGAUAUCGGCACGUUCGAGGAGCUGGCCUUUCUCAACAACGCUACCGGAUUGGUGGAUACGUCCUGGUCAGUUCUGUGUAAUGGCGUAUACUCUAAAAGUCUUGUACGAUGGCUGCAAUAUUUUUCCUUGAAUCAAUUCCACUUUGUUAGUGGGGAGAGACUUGUGGACGAUCCAGCAGGAGAAAUAGCCAAAGUUCAGGAUUUCCUCGGUCUCAAACGUAUAAUUACCUCUAAACAUUUGUAUUAUAACCGGACACGUGGAUUUCCGUGUGUGAAAAAACACGAGAGACACGGGAAACCGAGAUGUGUGGGGGUGAACGGGUCCAAACACUACCCCACUGUCACACCACGGCUAGUCAAACGUCUCAGGGACUUCUACAAACCAUUCAAUAAACGAUUUUACGAGAUUACGGGUGUAGAUUUUGGAUGGGAUGAUCAUAAAUAAAGAAUUUUGUUAUUA
Molecule: messenger RNA, 2614 nt
Organism: Pecten maximus
Lineage: Eukaryota; Metazoa; Mollusca; Bivalvia; Pectinida; Pectinidae
Product: heparan sulfate glucosamine 3-O-sulfotransferase 6-like
Exons: 2
Coding region: 1367-2599 (410 amino acids)
Molecular function (GO): [heparan sulfate]-glucosamine 3-sulfotransferase activity
Source: RefSeq, a predicted model, not a curated record